UAUUUACACAUCAUGGGCAUGAAUAUACACAUUAUAUAAGAUGAAGGAGGAAGUGGGAUGGACGAGGGCGCCUCGGAGGCAGGGAGCACCGUGGAGGGGCCUCACGGAAGGGGGGUGGACCCUGGGACCAGGAGCCAGGGCCCCGGGGCCCUCUCGCCGCUUCUUUCCGCUGCCUCGUUUACAGAUGAAGAACAGGCCCGAGGACACGCAGCUGGUAGCGGUCAGCAGUCAGAUGAGUUUAUUUCCGCUGGAUUGAAGAGGAGCUGAGCUUCAGACCUGGGCAUGUGGAGGCCAGGGCGGUCCUGGAACCAGCAAGCGGAUGGGCGGCCCCCUCUCCAGGGAGCCGCUGUCAGGAUGAGUCAGCGCCAGGGCCUUGCCCUCGACUCGAUCAGGGGCCGGGGGUCCGGGCGGCCUCAGGGGCCGUGCUCACCUUGCCUGGGCUUCAGCAGAGCAUUCUCUGGAGACAGCCAGGUGCCAGCCCCGGAGAAGGGGGAGGAUUCCAGGUUGGCGUAGGGGGGCUGUCCCCCAACCUGGACCUCGCCGUCUCAGGGGUGUGCCCCCGGCCCCCACCAUCCAGCCCGGGCGCCCAGUCCAGACCCUGCCAACGUGCCCUUCUGCUGUUCUGAACACCGCCCCUUCUGUAGGUCUCAUUUGGGAUCUUGCAACUUCUCGCCCGCCUCACUGGGAGCUGUGGCUUUCAGCCUGGACUUCAGUGAGACUGAGCCCGCUGCUGAGCGCGUCUCAGAAACAGGCCUCUGUGCUCAGCCCCUUGGGCUCUGCCACCUGCACAGCCUGGCCCAGCCCCGGGGCCUCAGCCACCCCCUCACCUCCUGCCGGCAUCCGUCGUGUGGGGACACAUGACUUUGUUCCCUGCCUCUGUGCCUUUGUUUUGCUGUUCCAUGCCCCCUGCUGUUCCUUGCCCAAACACUGCCCACUCAGCUCAGACGCCCUUUCCCUCCCAUGGGCCCCUCCUCUGAAUCCCUGGAGCAUCCUGUGCGUAUUCCAGUCACUCCAGCUUUCCUAUUUGGGGGGGAAACGUUCUGUUUAUGCCAUCAUUCAUUUAUUGAGCACCUACUACGAGCCAGACACCGUUCUAGGUGCUGAGAAUACAACAGUGAACAGAUCGGUUUCUGGCGGGAGGGUGACAGGUGGCGAACAACAUAAGUAGACAAAUGGCAUGUCAGAGGGCGGUACAGGCUCUAGAGGAAAAGGAGCAGGAGAAAGAGGACGGAGAGUGGUGGUGAGAUUGGGGGGCAGAGCCAUGUGGGUGGCUUCACUGGGCAGGGCAUUCCAGGUGGGGGAGGGGGAGGGCAGGAUCGCUUCCUGUAGGGAAGCAAGGACCCUGAACCUGGCUGGUGGGCGAGGGUAGCAGGAAGUGCCCAGUGGGAGGAGGCCCAGAGGCUGUGGCAGCAGGGAGGUGUGAGAAGUGGCCAGAUGUGUUUUCACACCCGCCUCCUUCCCCGUGGAGCAGACGCCCCACAAACACCGGGACUUAGCAGAGUCCUGCCCCAGCAGCUCUGGCUUCCCGGGCGCUUCCAAGCAGCUGGUCCCGAUUCGUGGCCCCCAUCACUGCUGUUGGGGAGGGCAGACAGCCCCCAGCUUUGGAGACCUCGCCUCGAUGGGGCCUGUGCAGGAGCCAUGUGCACACUCAGCGUGACCAGCGCCUGACCCGUCCUUAUGUAACCAGGGAGAUUGGGGAGGAGGCAGCUGGCAGUUGCUCUUGGGGAAUCUGGAGCCAGCCCACCGUCAGACCGAAUCAAUCAGCACCCCCACGCCCAGGGCAAACACCCGGGCUCCUUUGGACCUGAGCCCCACCCAGGCCUCCACCUGCAUUUCAGAAAAGAGCAAGAGCAGCCAGCCCACGGCCUAAUCCCCCAAACUGGGGGCAGAGGCAGGAUUAACUACCCCCAGGUUGGAAAGUUGUUUUGUUCUUGUUAUGCAAACUUCCUGGGCAGGGCCUUCCAGGGCCCAGGGGGCGGGGAGAAGGGGCCUUAAAGGCGUCCCCCCUAGGCUGGUGCCCAUCCCCGGAGCUCCAGCCACAGGAAAGUCUCUGUCCAAGGCACCAUGGGCACGAUUGGUGAGGUUGUGCAGCGGGCCAGAGCCGCCUUCCUCUCGGGCAGGACCCGCCCGCUCCAGUUCCGCAUCCAGCAGCUGGAGGGGCUGCGGCGCCUGAUCCGGGAGCGCGAGAAGGACCUCGUGGGUGCGCUGACCGCCGACCUCCACAAGAACGAAUGGAACGCUUACUACGAGGAGAUGGUGUAUGUCCUGGAGGAGAUCGAGCACGUGAUCAAGAAGCUCCCCGAGUGGGCUGCGGACGAGCCCGUGGAGAAGACCCCCCAGACCCAGCAGGAUGAGCCCUACAUCCACUCGGAGCCCCUGGGCGUGGUCCUCAUCAUUGGCGCCUGGAACUACCCCUUCAACCUCACCAUCCAGCCCAUGGUGGGCGCCAUCGCUGCAGGGAACGCCGUGGUCAUCAAGCCCUCGGAGCUGAGUGAGAACACGGAGCGCCUGCUGGCCACCCUCAUCCCUCAGUACCUGGACAAGGACCUGUACCACGUGGUCACCGGGGGCGUCCCCGAGACCACGGAGCUGCUCAAGGAGCGAUUCGACCACAUCCUGUACACGGGGAGCCCAGGCAUCGGGAAGGUCGUUAUGACGGCUGCGGCCAAGCACCUGACCCCCGUCACGCUGGAGCUGGGGGGCAAGAACCCCUGCUACGUGGACAAGGACUGCGACCUGGACGUGGCCUGCAGACGCAUCGCCUGGGGCAAGUUCAUGAACAGCGGCCAGACCUGCGUGGGCCCCGACUACAUCCUCUGUGACCCCUCGAUCCAGAACCAAAUCGUGGAGAAGCUCAAAAAGUCCCUGAAAGAGUUCUACGGGGAGGAUGCCAGGAAGUCCCGUGACUACGGAAGAAUCAUUAACUCCCGGCACUUCCAGAGGGUGAUGGGCCUGCUGGAGGGCCAGAAAGUCGCCUACGGAGGCACGGGCGACGCGGCCACCCGGUACAUAGCCCCCACCAUCCUCACGGAUGUGGACCCCCAGUCCCAGGUGAUGCAGGAGGAGAUCUUCGGGCCCCUUAUGCCCAUCGUGUGUGUGGGCAGCCUGGAGGAGGCCAUUCGGUUCAUCAACCAGCGCGAGAAGCCCCUGGCUCUCUACGUGUUCUCCCUCCAUGACAAGGUGAUUCAGAAGAUGAUCGCCGAGACCUCGAGCGGAGGCGUGACGGCCAAUGACGUCAUCGUCCACAUCACCGUGCCCUCUCUGCCCUUCGGGGGCGUGGGGAACAGCGGCAUGGGGUCCUACCACGGCAAGAAGAGCUUCGAGACCUUCUCCCACCGCCGCUCCUGCCUGGUGAGGCCUCUGCUGAACGAAGAGACCCUCAGGGCCAGGUACCCCCCCAGCCCCGCCAAGAUGCCCCGUCACUGAAGGCUGCCUGGCGCCGCUGCGCCCUCGCCCGCGCUCCAGCCUGGGAAGGUUUCGCUGCGCCCCGCCUGCUCCCUGGGCACCCUGGCCUCCCGCCCCCAACCUCCCGGUCCAGCCCCGUCGCUGUAGAGACUAGAGACAAUCAAAGUGUCCAACCUGGAACAACAAAAGUUUCCAGCCCCCGCAGACAUAGAGACAAUAAAAGGUUCCAACCUGGAA
Molecule: messenger RNA, 3642 nt
Organism: Sus scrofa (pig)
Lineage: Eukaryota; Metazoa; Chordata; Mammalia; Artiodactyla; Suidae
Gene: ALDH3A1
Product: aldehyde dehydrogenase 3 family member A1
Biological process (GO): aldehyde metabolic process
Cellular component (GO): cytoplasm
Molecular function (GO): 3-chloroallyl aldehyde dehydrogenase activity; aldehyde dehydrogenase (NAD+) activity
Source: RefSeq, a predicted model, not a curated record